Molecule: messenger RNA, 2475 nt
Organism: Dictyostelium purpureum
Lineage: Eukaryota; Evosea; Eumycetozoa; Dictyosteliales; Dictyosteliaceae
Exons: 1
Coding region: 1-2475 (824 amino acids)
Biological process (GO): rescue of stalled cytosolic ribosome; protein ubiquitination
Molecular function (GO): ribosome binding; ubiquitin protein ligase activity
Source: RefSeq, a predicted model, not a curated record
AUGGACAAUAGUAAACCCAAAGAAGGAAAUUCCGAUAAACCACCACAGAAACCUCAACAACAAAAACAGCCAAAAGAAAAUAAACCAAAAAAUAAUAACAAUAAUGAUAAACCAAAAGAUCAUAAUAACAAACCCAAAGAAAAUGGUGAAGUAAAACAAAAUAAACCAAGAAAUCAACAAAAAUCGAAUGAUAAGAAUGGAAAUAAAAGUGAAGGAGGUGAACAAAAAUCACAACAAAACAAACCACAUCAUAACAAUAGUCACCAUCAUCACCAUCAUCACCAUAAUAAGAAAUCAACAACAACAGUAACAUCAACAACAUCAAUAACAUCAACAACAAUAACAGCCACAAAUAAUAAUGCACCAAAUAAAAAUAAUAAAAAUAAAACUUUAGAAUUCCAAUCAGAUAAAUCAUUAAUCACAUUAUUAGAUUUAAAAAGAUAUGAAAAUCCAAAUAAUCAAGAUAGUUGUAUUAUUUGUUGUGAUCCAAUAAUAUUUUAUUCAGUGGGUAUUUGUGACCAUACAGAGGUAUGUGGAUUUUGUGUAUUAAGACAAAGAGAACUUUAUAAAGAUUUCAAGUGUUGUAUUUGUAAAACUGAAUCACAAAGUGUAAUAAUCACCCAAGAUAAAGAAAAAAAAUUUGAAGAAUAUAUGAAAGAGAAAUCCAACUUAUCACACAACAGCAAACUGAAAAUUUACUUUACAAGACCGGAAUUAGAGUUAAGCUUACCAAGACUCUGGAACGCAAUUUGUCAAAUCUGUAAUGAAAGCCAUGGAAAUUUGAAAAAAUUAGAACAUCAUUUGACCAGUGACCAUGCAUUAAUGUAUUGUAAGAUUUGUUUAGACGAUAGAAAGGUUUUCUUGGCAGAACAAAAUCUUUAUGAACCAAAGAAAUUACCAAUGCACAUGGCUGAUUGGGACGGUGGUACAGGUAUGGCAAAUAGCAAAAAGAAAGGUCAUCCAUCUUGCAAAUUUUGUAAUAAAUAUUUUUAUGGCAACGAUCAACUCUAUGAUCAUUUAAACAAAAAUCAUUUUCUUUGCUUUGUCUGCGAAAACAAAGGCCUUCUCUAUCAAUAUUUCCCAGAUUACGCAAGAAUCCGUCAUCAUUUCCAAGAUGAACAUUAUCCAUGUAUGCAUCCGGAAUGUUUAGAAAAGAAAUUUAUUGUUUUCGCUGAUGAAAUUACCCUUCGUUCUCACGAAAUAUCGACUCAUUUAGAUAUGAGUAGAAUGUCUAAAGGUCAAAGACGUAAUGCUACUGCAGUUAAUGUAAACUUUGAGCGUACUUCUUUUUCAUCACAAAACCAAAAUUCAAAUUUUGGUAAUCAACAAAUUCCAUCAGCUGAUUCAUUUUCAACAAAUUUAAGUGGCCAUCAAGUUAUCCCAAGACAAACUACCACCACAACCACUACCACCACUACUACUACCACCACUAAUAACAAUAAUAAUGUUGUUUCACCAUCAGUUUCAAAUGUUAGAUUAUUGAAUGCUCCAGCUCCAUCAACUUUUAAUCCAGAUUUUAUUAAAGAAAAAGAAAAAGAAAUUUCUCAACCUGAAAUUGAUGAAAGAAAUAAAUUACUUAUAACAAAGAUUAAAGAUAUUUUAAAUAACGAUAAGAAAUAUCAAACCUUCAAAUCAUUAUCUGUCGAUUUUAAGAAUAGUAAAAUUGAGCCAAAUACCUACUACACCAAAUUCCUUGGUCUUUUUGGCACCAAAGCAAACGAUAUUUUUGAUGAAUUAAUUGCUCUUUUACCAGACAAAUCAAAGAGAGAAGCUCUAUCACAAAUCCAUUCUUACAUGAAGGUAGUUGAAGAUCAAUACCCAUCAUUAGGUGGCGCUAUUUCUGCAAAAGCACCAAAAACUUCAAAAAAUGCUCCAUCGAAUAUCUGGUCAACUGGUUCAUCAUCAAAUCUUUCAAUUGUCAAAAACAGUCCAUCCAAUGAUGGAAUUUUAUCAUACCCUUCUUUUGUACCAUCAAAUCGUACUACUACCACCACUACAACCACCACCUCCUCAAGAAAUAGUAAUAGUAAUCCAAACUCGGCAUCUUCAAUGGCUUCAAGAUUACAAAGUGUACCAUCCAAAUACAUUGACGACUCUGACUCUGAUGAAGACUCUUACCCAACAUUAUCUUCAAAUAAUAAUCUCGGUGGAGAUAGAUAUACCUCAACAAAUAAUUUUUCGAAAAUACAGGUAGAAUCAAAUAAAAGUUUCGCCUCAACUAUUAAAUCAAACUCAUCAUCAUUAUCGUCAUCAACCACAUCCAUUCCAAGCAGUAGUAAUUAUAAUUUCCCAUCACUUGCAUCAAACCCAUCACUUAGAUCAAAUAAAAUCCCAACUAAAGAUGAAUUCCCAUCAUUACCAGGCGCUGAAAACUUUGUACCAAAACCAAAGAAGGUUGUACAAGAAGAAAAGAAAGAGGAAAAAUUUAUUAAAAAAGGAGGUAAACAAAAACAAGUUUUACUUAAAUUUGGUUAA